ACACACACACACACAGACAGACAGAGAGAGAGAGACACAGAGAGAGACACAGACACAGACACUUCGCAAAUUUAUUGAAACGUUUUUGGUCAACAUUUAAAGUCAGAUUUUCCCAGCUGUGUAUCAAGGUAUAUCUCGCAAAACAGCGAUCUUAAAGCUAGCUAUUUGCUAGCAAGCUAGUUACUAAGUAGUUAGCUAGUUGGCUAGCAUCCGUCUUCUGCCCAGCUAGCCGCUAGUUACUGCGUUAUUGAAGGUAGAAGAGCGUUAGCCAAAUGAUUUGUUUUGUGUGUGUGUUUUAUUUUUAUAGUAUUUUUUUUUUUUUUAGGUUUUUUCUCUCUAUAUGUGGAAAUUUGCCUUAGACUGUUGGUAGCUAAUUGUUACACAGCCGUGCCUCUUUUAUGUUAAAACUAGCUAGCCUACCUUGGCUAAUGUUACCCUACGACUUAGCCGGGUAUUUGCGGGAGAGCCCACACUAAAAAGUUUCUUUAAACCAGUCAAGCAAACAAUACUGAUACAAAUAAAUAUUGUCAUUUGCUUUUAUACUGUGUUUCUAGCUUGAGGAGAGUAUAGUUUAUAUAUUGAGAAGAUUCUGGCUUGAGCAUAGAUAGAUAGAUAGAUAGAUAGGUUGCAUGUGGUUAAUCAUAGCUCUUUGCUUCUUUUCCUGAUUAAUGUCUCGCAGAAUGGCAGCAGACUGGUUGGGCAGUCUUGUUUCAAUUAACUGUGGUCCGACUUUGGGAGUGUACCAAGGAGAAGUGUCCUCGGUUGAUCAAGCAAGUCAAACCAUCUCCCUAAAACAGCCUUUUCACAAUGGCAUCAAGUGUCCAGUACCUGAGGUCACUUUCAGUGCUAUGGACAUCAAAGAGCUCAAAAUCCUGGAAAUCCGUAACGGCUCCAAUGGAGUCACGAAGCAGAGUGUUCCUGAAUCCGGCUCCUCCGUAACUAGUUACGCUGGACGCAAGGACAAAGGUGGAGGAAGCGGAGUAAACAGUGCUCCUGUAAAUGUGCCCAAAGCUGAGCCCAGGCUUCACGAUGGAGGCAUGUCUCCUUCACAGCACUACUCUAAAAGCUACGUAGAGCGCCAUGUAGAGAUGGCAGGCCAGAGUAAAGGCUUCAGACGAAGACACAACUCGUGGUCGUCCAGCAGUAGAGGAGUGAAUCAGGUCACACCGAAGAAGAACGGUUCAAAGAAUGGCCAGAUGAAGAACAAAGAUGAUGAAUGUUUUGGUGACGGCAUGGACGAUGUUCUAGACGAGGACUUUGACUUUGAAGGGAACUUGGCUCUCUUCGACAAAGCUGCUGUCUUCUCGCAGAUCGAUUCUUCAGAUCGGCGAGGUAACGGCGCACGGUCACGGGGGAAUCCUGCAGAGCAGACGCCUUCACGUUACCGACAUGACGAGAACAUUCUGGAAGCCAAGCCUGUCGUAUACAGACAGAUCAUAGUGCCUCAGUCAGGGGCAAAGGAAUAUAGCACUGAUUCAGGGUUGGUUGUUCCCAGUAUCUCAAAUGAGUUGCACAAGCGCUUGCUGAGUGUGGCUGAGAAUUACGGUCUCUCUCUGGAGCGUAGGCUGGAGAUGACUGGUGUGUGUGCCAGUCAGAUGGCUCUCACACUGCUCGGAGGCCCAAACAGGCUCACACCUAAAAAUUUGCACCAGCGUCCAACAGUGGCUUUGCUUUGUGGGCCGCAUGUACAAGGAGCUCAGGGAAUCAGCUGCGGCCGCCACCUGGCCAACCACGAAGUAGAGGUCGUCCUCUUCCUCCCCAACUUUGUCAAGAUGCUAGAAGCCAUCACCAGUGAACUCGCACUAUUUGGCAAGACGGGUGGCAAACAGGUUUCCAGCGUCAAAGAUUUACCAGAUACCCCGGUGGACCUGGUCAUUAACUGCCUUGACUCUCAUGAGAACACUUUCCUGAGGGAGCAGCCAUGGUACCGGGCAGCAGCUGACUGGGCCAAUCAGAACCGAGCCCCUGUGCUCAGUAUAGAUCCUCCAGUGAGCGGGCAGGAGCAAGCUGUGGAGGCGAAGUGGUCCCUCUGCCUGGGCCUCCCCCUCCCACUGCCAGAGAGAGCGGGGCGAGUCUACUUGUGUGACAUCGGCGUCCCGCGCCAAGUGUUUCAGGAAGUGGGCAUCAAGUACCACUCGCCAUUUGGCUGCAAGUUCGUCAUCCCACUGCACUCAACAUAAACACACUGUAACCCAGACUGUAACAGGGUCAGGCACAGGGUCAUUGAGCCAGAACCUGCCUUAAAUCCCAGGGUGGUCAAAUGACGGUGUGAGCGAGCUCUUUCUGUUGUCGUACUGAAUCCAGCAUCUUAUCUGUUACGUUCUUUAAAGCUAUAGUCAAAUCCUGGAUGUUGAAUUGGGGAAAAGAGAAGACUGGAGGAACGCACCCAGCUUGCGGUUCCGCCCUCUUUUCCAUCUGUCUGUCCGUUUACCUUGGAACCAGCCUCUGACACUUUCAGCAUUUUAUUUUUCUUUAAUCGAUUCUUUAUAGUCUUUACAGACUAGUGAUGUGGUUUGAGCUGCAGGGCUCCGACCUGUUUGCACAAAGACGUGAUAUUUUAUCUUAUUAAACGCUGUGUAAAGAUGACAUCGACACAGAACCAGAAUGAUCCUGCUUGGGACUCAGUCUAGUUUGCUCAGAUUCCUUCAGAAAUAUUUGUAUUGAGAAUAAAUUUAUCGAGUUUGGUUCUUCCUUGUCAGGGGAAAGAAGUGUAGCAUUUAGGGAUUUUUUUUUUAUUUUUUAUUUUUUUCCAAGCUUGUGCCAAAUGUGAUCAAAAUCCGCAUUAAUGUGCAGAGUCUAAAGUGCUUGGGUGAUUUAAAGAAGUAAUCAUAGCCUUUUUUUUUUUAACUUUCUGUUGCCCAAGCAGGUAGGAUUCUUACUGAACAGAUUUCUUCUUCUCCUUUUUCCCCCCCUCUCAGUACCCUACUGGUGAAUUUUAUUUGCUGGCCUGAAUGACAGACAACCACCGACAUUUUCACCUCACUUACUCAAACGAUUUAUUUUUCUUACAGGACUUGUGGAUCAGUUUAUGUACGUUUGUUCGAAGCGACAACAAUAAUUGGAAACACCUAUAGUAUGUGGCGUUGCGCACUUUUAUACGAGUUUCACGCGAAAGAGAAAUGUACUAACAAUAAGCUGUCGACGUCCAAACUGUUUGUAUUUGGAGAGUUUCAGUUUUAGUCUAAACUGAGUUGUGUCUCUAAAGAAAAUCUACAAUUUGGUUGCUUGAGAAAAGAAGCUUUUUCAAAUUGUUCGAUGUUCGUUUUAUCCGCGUCCGUCUUGUAGACCGAACAACGUAUUGUUUCCGUCACGUUUAUUACCUUUUUGUAGAAGUUUCUGUUUUGUAAUUUUAUUACCUGCCCUCUUACAUUUUUCUGUAGGCUUGUCUGUUUUGUCAUGCGCUGUCAGUGUAGGAAUUUACAAAUGGACUGGAUGUAUGGCGAGAUAUUUCCACUGUUUAAACGAACGUGACAAGCGAGUAGAAAAGCGUAGUGGCUUUCAUUUGAUACGUGACAAUGACGUACGAUUAAGGAGGCCGAUGGGUCGAGUAUUUCUGUUCUGCCCUCUGUCUCUGUGUUUCCAGUGUCCUUAGCAUUAAAGUGGCUGGAUGGGAAUUCCUAGAUCUGCCACCUGUUGUCGAAUUUAAUAAUGAAAAUGUUUGUGGGAAACUAUAGGAAAAUGUAUAUGAAGUGCAUCUUUAAUGAUAGCAUAGCAUUACCUACCACCCCCCAUCGUAGCUGCACUCACCAUUUGUCUUAUAGCACCUGAUUCAGAGGGGGAAAACGCUAGAUAUCGUCUUUAAAAUGAGGUUGGCGUUUUGGAUGACCUUUUUUGCAAAAAUAGAAUCCUGGGAAGGAAACGUAAAGUAUAAGCACGAGCGUGCUGACAAUUCGUGUAUCGUUGUAGUAAAAGUCCAGAAGGAAGUUGUAACGACGGUGUACGCGGUGCCAAACGUGUCGCCCAGUCAGACUCUAGACAUUUGUAAUAGAUCUGCUGCACUUGCACAUCUUUCCUGAAGUGUAUUAAUUCAGUGUCAGAAAGCAGAGACACUUAAAACCAUAGCUAUAAAAAAAAAAUGUCUAGUUUUCACCUAGCUUUCAGUCUUUUAGUUCUCUAAUUUGCAGCAAUGCUGCCAACAGGGUUAAGGUUUGGAUUAUUUUUUUUUUUUUUUUUUUGCUUUGCCGUCAUUGACUUCUUUGCAAUAUUGAAUCUUGCCCGAACCUUCAAUCUAUGCAGUGAUUUAGGCAGAAUCAAACGUGUGAAAGCUGACGUGUAUUAUAAGGCAGGAGGUUGUUGCACAGCUGACCGACUUUUAACUGGCCUUUAACGUAAGACUUUUUUUUUUUUUUUUUUUUUUUGUAUAGAUUUUACAAAGUGCUUUAUAAGCAAGAGCAGUGAGAACUGAACAAUCUUCACAAUAUUCCUAAAGAAUAGCCCCGGUCAUUUAUUUGUAAUAUUUUCCCCCUAACUGUAAAAUUUUGCAGACCUGAGAAUGAUGGUCAGAGGGUUCAGAGCUUAUUUAUAUUGCAGUGAUUUAUCAUAUUAUUAUUAUUUUUUUAUUUUUGUUCAUUUCGAUUUCGUCCGCUUCGACUCGCAUCUUUUUCAGUUCAGCAGUGCAUGUUCUACCUUAACAUAUUGUGUGCAGAAAAAAAUGCAUUUGUAUCAUUCCAGGAAUGUGAGGCUUAUUAUUUCUGAAAACAGACCAAAAAUGUUUGGUAUAACUUUCCCUCACCCACAAAAAAUAAAACUAUGAUGAUCUGUGGUCAUUUUCAGUUAUCAUAAGCCAACAAUUCUUUUUCUUUCUUUUCUUUCCUGUAUUGAAAUUGACCUCAUGGCCAUUGAAAGCCAAGUUUCGUUAUAAUGGAGCCUUGUUUUGUUCGUAGUCAUGCUCACUGUUAAGAUUUAGGGCUAUUUUUAAAAAAAAAAAAAAAAAAAAAAAAGUAAAACACUUUCCUUUUUUUCUUCUUUUUUUUUUUUAUCCACUGUGUCUAAAAGAAGCUUGCAACAAAGCUGACAAUAAUUUUACUCUUCUGGUUCAUUCUAAAGCAAUUGCAAAGUAUGAUUUAUUUUGUGACUACUGUGGCUUGGUUUGUAAAAGAACAACCUUUAUUUCCACCUCGUUGAAGAUGUACAACAUCGAUGUUUAGAAAGGUUCGGGCGUUGGUUAUUAUUGACCCGAUCCCUGAAUGAUCUCAGUUGGAAUGUUAAACAUGAGAUUGAUCGAAUAAAGAAAGUGACUGCAGUUUUGUUGUCUUGUGGUGAUAUC
Molecule: messenger RNA, 5266 nt
Organism: Hemibagrus wyckioides
Lineage: Eukaryota; Metazoa; Chordata; Actinopteri; Siluriformes; Bagridae
Gene: edc3
Product: enhancer of mRNA decapping 3 homolog (S. cerevisiae)
Exons: 6
Coding region: 669-2180 (503 amino acids)
Biological process (GO): deadenylation-independent decapping of nuclear-transcribed mRNA; P-body assembly
Cellular component (GO): P-body
Molecular function (GO): mRNA binding
Source: RefSeq, a predicted model, not a curated record